Messenger RNA from Exaiptasia diaphana, 5078 nucleotides. RefSeq lists its product as uncharacterized. The record is from RefSeq and is a predicted model, not a curated record. NCBI's taxonomy places the organism in Eukaryota, Metazoa, Cnidaria, Anthozoa, Actiniaria, Aiptasiidae. The transcript has 24 exons. The coding region runs from base 1 to 4368 and encodes 1455 amino acids.
AUGGAAAAGAGCGGUUUAAUACUUCCACGGUUAAACGAAAAGCCGUUUUUACGCCAUGUAAACACAGGAAAGACAAAAUCAAGGAAAGAAAUCGUCGARGARAAGCUACAAMGACGGAGAAAUGAGCUACGAGCCGUGUGYCCGCCAAUAAAUGACUCCAGGAACAUCUUAGAUAUAGAGCGCAAGGCAAUUAGCGCGCUCGUUGGACCAUUGGUAGAGUGGCAAAUUCAAAAUGAAGCCAACAAUCUCCCGGAGGUGUCGCUAAGGCUACAGCAAGCAAAAGUCGAGGAUUGGCUUCUGAGAAAUCACUUUGAAAUCACUAGACUUCCGCAUCUAGAUCCKAUUAUCUUGACUAACAGAGGCGCUGAUUUUAGCAAGUACACCAACUUUGUGUUCCCAGCGCCCUACUGCUUGCGGUUCAAGUCAAAAAGUAGACAUAGAAAAUUCAGCUAUGAGGAAUCGGUGAAAGACAUCAGAGAGCGUUGUCCUCGACUUCUACGGACUCAAAGAGACAAUAGGGAUCUGUUUAACUUAAAUCCUGUCGUCCGUGUGGGAGGUGGAUACAGGCGAUUAUCAUGGAAGACUGCGGAGGUCCUGCCAUCGAUCGGACAAACAGAAAAAGACGUCACGUCAGAGUUUACUUGCGUGUCAUGUGGAAUDAAUCUUGCUGUCACGCAGAAGAAAGCAGACAUCAAAAAUGGCAAUCGGUUUGUAGUCAYGUACCCAAAUAUCUGUGCAAAUUGUGGAAAACCCGUUAGCAGACGACCAAAGAAAGUUCACAGUACAAGUGGCGUUGUGUUACCUCCACUGGGGCCCAAAGAGGUUAUUAAACAGRGUCAUUUGAAUGGCCAGUAUGAAGAUCGUGAUUUUGACUACARCUGGAGUAGAGAAGACACCACAGGGAUCCCACUCGACCGUGAAGAUCAUGAGAACCACUCUGAGAAUGAUACUGGUUUUAGUUUCACGCCUGAAGACAGCGUCUUCAUCACCGAAGCUGAUGGAAGCACAAUGCGCUUCAUAUCAAAACACCCACGUGAUCAAAAUCACCAUGACAACAGGACGUCACGUAGUGACGGCCACUCAAGUCGGGAAAUGGACAUCAUUGACCACAGCGACCCCAAAUCAGGAAUGCGUGUUCGGGUUAAAAAAAGAUCGAGCAAUAAAGGCGCAAAAAGAAUUGACGAAAACCAAAACGGAGAUGGAAAUGAUUAUCAAGGAGAGGAGACUGCGAACGAAAAUCAUUAUAUUAGCCAAGACGAUKAUGAAGAAAUGGCUUCAAAGCGAACACUUUGCGAAGAAUCUCGGGGGCCUUCCAGCUCGUCACCUGAUUCUGAGUCAGGCUACGGAAAAAGUGUCAGAGGGUUUUCKUCCCGUCACAGGAAGCCCAAGAGGCUUUACUCGGUUUAUUAUCAAGAACGGAAAGUAAAAAGUGAUAGUGAACUAUCGUACGAUUGUCAUGCACGACGUAGGUCGACUAAGGUGCUCAUUAAACGUGGGAAGAAGAGUGGAAACCAAUCUCACGCGGAGGAUAAAUCCGGAUUCACGGGCGAGGAAUGGGAACCAAUAAAUACYUCUGGUUCCUUAAAAAGCAAGAAAGCUAAAAGAUCAGCAUCUAUGGGGGACAUUAGAAAAUAUGCGAAAUCGCGAAGCAGAAGYACAAAAAAGCGAUCCCAAAGUGCAAAAACACAAAGUCAGAUUGCAAAAGAACGGAACCAAAGCUCAAAACAGCGAAAUACAAGAAAAAGGCGGAAAAUGCGAAAAGGAGAAAAGCAGCGAAACCAAAGCGGAACAAUGCAGAAACAAAGUGGAAAAACACGGAACAACAGUUAYGGUAAACAAAUGCGAAAUCACGAAAACGAGGAAAGUGAUGAAGUUGAGUACGACUUUCCAGAUGGUUAUACGGCAGACUCUGAAGAAGAAAGUCUUUUUAAGCUCCAGGCUAGGCUUGAACAAUUGAAAAAAAUGACUCGAAAGAAAAGCAGUGGAAAGCGGAAAUCCACMAAAGGWAAACAAAAGUCUCCGUCUAAGAAACAAAGCACAGAAUCUGCAAAAAAGUCAAAAUCUAUCUCCGCCAAAAAGGCCAAGGCAUCACUCUCAACUUAUGGACUUGACAGCGAUAGUUGGAAUAGCGAYGAGAGCCUUCACAUCCGACCAAUCRGCGACGAGUAUUCUUCAUCUGAAGACGAACUYUCYAAAUAUGGCCAWCCACGUGCUGUAAGCUUUGAUAUAAGUGAUUUACCRUCGUAUAGAAGAAAUGCAGGGUUCUACGACCUGUCGCCAACACCUCGAGCUCUUACGUUUUAUAGACGGGGGAUAUAUUCACGUAAGAAGAGCUCAAUUAUUCCAGAUCUUUCUCAAAGAGGUCACAAACAUGAAGWCGACAUGUCGUUGGACGCAGACUGGGAUGCAAAGACUGAUUUUGACGAUGCGUUUAUUGGGUAUCGACCUGUGAAGAAUAGAUAUACUUCGAGAAAAUAUCCAAAGAAAGUUUACAAAUCAGUUCCYCUUGGAGCAACGAAAGGUCGUUCCCAGCAUCGCUCCAAAUGGGAUGAUGACGAUCUCAAUGAAAAUGACAUCAGCCUUCUUACUGCGCAGAUGCAGAAAUCUUUYGAAYCAAAAGUCGAUAGCCUGUCAGAUACGCCGGAUUUAAUCUGUAAAGGUCAAAGCUGUUUUCGAUGUGGGACGUUUGUUGAUUCAUGUGAAGCCAUUUGCACAAUGUGUGGAACACAAUKUAAACAGACACCUUGCACUGUAUGCCGGGAUAUCUGCGAACGAUGUGGGAAACCUAGAGUAAGAUGUGAGUCACGUGUUCAGUCACGUGGGAARGAGAAACAGGAARWCGAUAAUGAAGAAAUGCAAGAUGAAGGAAUAGGGUUGAAUUCAGAAGAUGUCGACGGGGAAGGUGUGCUGUCCGAGGUUGAUUAUGGAAAUGAAUCCAACGAUGGAGGAAACGAAGAUGGUUUUGGCUCUGGACCUACGUCAAUAGAAGGCUCUAUUUCGUAUGAGGGAGCAAACACUGCUAAAUUACCAGGAAGGAGGCCGAGGAGACCAAUCCAGAAAAAACAGAAGAUCGGAAAUUCAAAAGGAAGACUGAUGAACAGRCAUCGAACGUCAACACUGGAUAGUACYGACACAGCUAUAAUUGAAGAAACGUCUACCAUUGUGAACUCUUCUAAUGAAGAAUACAGCGUCAACGAGGACAUGCARGARGAAUUGCAUAAUGAGACAAAUGAAGUCACAGUCAACAAACCCCAAAAAUCAAAGCACACCAAAUCCAAAAAGAAAUUCAAGUYGUCSAGACAAGUUGUUUCUGAAACUGUAAUUUACAAAAAYCAGUCAAACAARUCUCUKUCAAAAGAAACGUCUAUUKAUGAAGUCAACRAGGAAUUGGACGACGAAAAACAGGAGAAUGGGGACGAACCUGAAAACAUUGAGGYCCAGUCUGCUGCUCAGGAAGAACUACCACAGGAAACCCAAAAUACAGAAUUGGAAGAUAAAGUCCAAGCAAGUCMAKGUGAAGCUGAAGAAGCAAGUAAGGAGGCAGAAGAAAAAGUGGAGAAAGAGGAGAAAAAAGCUGAAAAUAUUCAGAGGGAGAAAUCAAAACCGCAGAUCCCUAAACCUAAACUUCGCGGCGUACAGAGAGUCAACGCAGCUUAUAAAGAAAGAGUUGAGCUAAACAAACGGCUACAGACAAUGCUAAAAGAGGCCUUGAGCAACGUGAUUGCUGAAGCAGAUGUCAGGGUGAGGCGAGAUUCCACAAUCGACUACCUGGCGCAGUACCGACUAGUCGACCGUUCAAAAGUCGAGGUGUACGGGCGAGCUUUCGCUCUUGAAGACGAUGCCGAAAAGGGAAUCAUAUCGUAUGAGAAAAUGUUAUUGGCCUUAGAGGGGGUACCCACCAUUCAGGGAAUGUCAAGACACCAGCUCAACUACGUUCUGCAGGUUCUGGAAAUCGAUACAUUCUCACGAAUAAGCUUCAAAAUGUUCGCCGUCAUUACAGCUCUCUGCGAGAAAGUCACUUCUUUGGACCCGUUUGUAAGAGACAUAGUAGAUGGACUUGAUCUCACAGAGACAGAAUGGAAACUAGAUCUUUACAAGAACAUGUUUUACGUGGCCGGUGAUCGUUCUGUAACUUUCAUUAAACCUGGUGAUCUUCGGAUAGAGCUGAAAGCUGGAGGGCUAAACCAACAACAAGAGGAUCAUGUGAUCAAGCAUAUCACCCAGUCAGCCAAAAAUGGACAGAUUUCAUUUCUUGAUUACAUGGCGUAUCUACCUCUCUUCCUGUCAAUUCAUCAAAAUAUCUGUACCAAUGCUCUGGACAUGUCACGUGACAAGUACACCCGAAGAAAAGCCAAAGCAAUGGCGUGAAAUGACCGUCGUAUCAUCAAUUAUAUAUUACUGAUCUUUAUAAAAUAUAUAAAUGUACAUUUUUGUAAAUUGAGCAAAGCAUUUUGAUAAUACAUUUGUUUGGCAUCUUGUUGUUAACAUUUUUAUAUAGAAAGAGGAAAAUUUAGUACUCAAGUACGUAGAAAUACAGGAAGAUGAGGAAAGCACUUCAAAAAAUCUAAAACGGAUUCUCAUUAGAUUGUUUAGGUUCUUGUCUCAUUAUUUGCUAUUCAAUCAUCAAGAAAGAUCAAUAUUUCGCGCUUAACAUCUAACGACGGUUGUUUAAGAGUCGAGAUAAGUGUCUUAUCUCGUGUCCUGUCGAUAAAGAGGUAAAUAUAACAUGUGAAUACAGGAAAAGUAAGCGAGAAGAAGAAAUAAACACUGGAUGAUAGCAUGACGUUUUUAGAGCGUUUGCUCGGGCAACUCUGCUAAGUAGCUUAGAUAACCUGACUGCUUUUAUGAGUGACAGAGCUCUUUGACUGACAUGCACCUCAAUUAAAACUAAAGACGACAUUAUGAUUUAAGAAAGCAAAUAAUAAGACCUUUUUUUAGUACGAAAUAAGUUCAACAUUAACGAACAAUUUGUUCUUGUAAAAAGUAAAAAAAAAAAAAGAUUUUUCACAGCGAUAAGUCAUUCCGCCUGUAUUUUAAGAGCUACACUUUAUUAAACUUGCAAUGCAUAAAUUUAAAAA